Messenger RNA from Cylas formicarius (sweet potato weevil), 2659 nucleotides. It is a transcript of the gene aft, whose product is annotated as cap-specific mRNA (nucleoside-2'-O-)-methyltransferase 2. Gene Ontology annotation, cellular component: cytoplasm; nucleus. The coding region runs from base 204 to 2078 and encodes 624 amino acids. The transcript has 5 exons. Gene Ontology annotation, molecular function: methyltransferase cap1 activity. Gene Ontology annotation, biological process: 7-methylguanosine mRNA capping. Lineage: Eukaryota; Metazoa; Arthropoda; Insecta; Coleoptera; Brentidae. The record is from RefSeq and is a predicted model, not a curated record.
UUCCCAACGGGUGCCUUAGGUGUUGUAAUUGUUAAAAAUUUGUUUAUAAGUUAUAACUUGGUUGUAAGUUGGGCGAAUUGUUUCAUGAAAAAGUGAUUAAAGAGAUUUCAACCUAACCCUAACUUCUAAAAUAAACAUUUUGAAUGUAUUACGGUUAGUAAGUCAAAAAACCCUUUUGUAUUUAAUGUUAUUAAUAUCUGGGAAUGAAUAUUAAUUUCGAAUUCCGUGAUAAAUACCCUCAAUAUUUUAAUAAAUUAUAUGAAUUCCAAAAAACGGCAAUGUGGGUUUUACCCAGACAGUGUUUCUCUAACGCAAGGUUUAAAAUGCCCGAAUUUGAAGUAAUGAAAAACGAGUUAAAUGAAAUAAAGGGCAAGUUAGGUUCAGUUGAUUUAGUGCAGUGGUCAUACUAUACCCGUACUCGAGAUAUAUCUGGAUAUGUUCUGAACUAUAUCAGGAAGAAAAUUAAUCCAGAGCUUUUGACGCAGGCUUGGUGCAAAUUUUAUGAAAUUCUGAAUACUUUUGGCAUUGUCAAGGAAAAUGAUAAUGAAAUAUUCCGAACAGUUCAUUUAUGUGAAGCUCCUGGGGCAUUUAUUUCUGCUUUGAAUCAUUAUUUGGUCUUACAUUAUCCAGACAUCCAGUGGGAAUGGAUAGCGAAUUCUUUAAAUCCAUAUUAUGAAGGUAAUUUAAUAUCUGAAAUGAUACCUGAUGAUAGACUCAUUCGAUUCACUCGCAAGAACUGGUAUUUUGGAUUGGAUUUAUCAGGGGAUAUUCAACAGUUUUGCAACUAUGAAGAUUUCACAUCUCGUAUCAAUGAAGAGGAAAAAGUAUCACUUGUUACUGCAGAUGGGAGUAUAGACUGUAUGUCAAAUCCUGGGGAACAAGAGAGAUUAGUAGAAUUUCUGCAGUUUAGUGAAACUAUAACUGCAUUGGCAAUUUUGAAAAAAGGUGGUUCAUUUGUACUGAAGAUAUUCACCAUAUUUGAAGAUUCUACUAUUUGUCUCUUAUAUUUGUUGAAUUGCAUAUUUGCAAAAGUAUUUGUAUUCAAACCUUGCACUUCAAAAAGUGGAAAUUCUGAGUUAUAUGUUAUAUGCUAUGAAUACCUUGGCUUUGAAUUGGUUACUCCUCUAUGGAACUGUUUACUGCAACAAUUACAGAAAGGUGAAUUUAAUAAGACCACAUCAAUGUUUUCCAUAGGAGAAAUUCCACAUUGCUUUCGUUUGCAAUUGCUUAGGUGCUGUUCAUAUUUCUUUAUUGAUAGACAAGCAAUGACAAUUAAAGAUAACAUUUAUUACUUUCAUAAUCCUGAUGUAUUUGAAAGAACAGUGUUACAGAAACUAAGACAUGGUGUUGCCAAGUAUUACAUCAAAAGAUUUAAAUUAAAAACAAUACCAGGCCAUAAAAAUUUAGUAUCUUAUCUGAAUGUAUAUGAAAAGAAAAGAAAAAUUGAUGAGUGUGAGAGUAUGUCUUAUUUAAAUAAAGGAGUAGUUACAUUUAAUAAGGAAUUGCUCAAUAAUUUUGUGGAACUUAAACAUGGCAGGCAAAUUCAAAAAGUUCAGUUUUCGAAAUUUGCAUCUUUCGAAUUUUUGGAAAACCUUUACAAAUACUCCAGGGGGCAUAGCACUGAAGAUCAGUGUCUGCACAACUUAUGUCAAAGUUAUUUACAACAACAUAAUGUGGUUAUAAAUAUAAAAAAAUAUGAUGUAAACAUCUGUUAUCAAACACAAAGAAAAAUUUUUUCAGCUGUCAAUAGUGCAUUAUCCUCCAAAAAAAACAUUAUUUUUCUCAAUGUUCCUUUCCAUACACAGUUUAUGGCAAGUUUGUGGUGUAUAUUAGCAACUGGAUUUGAAGAAGUUCAUUUUGCAGCCGGGGUGACUGUGUUUUAUAUUCCUAAUAGUGAUUUGUCUUUUGUGAAAAGCAUGUUUAAAUCAAUCAAAACCUUAUAUUGUGCUACUGAAGGAAGUUUGUCAUAUCCAGGCGAUGUUGUUCAAGUGUUAAUGCCAGAAUUUUUUGAUCUUAAUGUUGAUAUUGUCGAAGUUUUAAAGAAGAUAAACACAUUUGUUUUACCAAAAAUAAAAUAAACAUUUCCUUGUAUUCAGAGUUUUAUUAUACCUAUACAUACUUGGAAAAAUGCUUACCGAAACAAUUAGUUAAACUAAAAAGAAUAUUAUUAACAUCCCAACUUUUAUUUGGUUAUUUUGUUUCUCCUUUUAUUUGAAACAGCUAGUAAAUAUAGUUCUGUGUGGUUGGUUUCCUUUGAUAAGUGGUGAUAUUAUAAGGAGUACACGUUUUGCAAGAAAUUUGGCAUAUAAAAUUACCAGCUAUACAUUUGAAUGUCUCAUUUUGUUAAUCUCCAUGGCUUCCAAUAAAUUUAAUUUUCUACUUUUUGUGGCUGUGUGUAAUAUAUCUAAAUUGUCGUCAAAAAUGUGUUUUUCUGUGUUUAAGUGUGUAGCAUAAUUAGAAUCUAGACUAUUGUUUUUAAACGCUCUUAUAUGUUCGUUAAUGCGUUUCUUGAAGGAUCUACCUGUUUGUCCAAUAUAAAUUUUAGGACAAGAUCCACAUUUCAACCUGUAGACACCUGAUAUUUGGGAUUUUGGACAUUUCGAUUUAUUGUUUUUUAAAUAUUUUCCUAUUGUGUUGUUAGUUCUGAAAGUUAUUUUUA